Echinops telfairi (small Madagascar hedgehog) is the source of this 660-nucleotide messenger RNA. RefSeq names its product mucosal pentraxin-like. The transcript has 2 exons. The record is from RefSeq and is a predicted model, not a curated record. Gene Ontology annotation, molecular function: complement component C1q complex binding. The coding region runs from base 1 to 660 and encodes 219 amino acids. NCBI's taxonomy places the organism in Eukaryota, Metazoa, Chordata, Mammalia, Afrosoricida, Tenrecidae. Gene Ontology annotation, biological process: innate immune response.
AUGGGGAAGCUUCUUCUGGGUGUAUUGUUCUUCUUGGUUCUCUCAGAAGGCAUGACACAUUCAGACCUAAGAGGGAAGGUGUUUAUUUUUCCUCAAGAAUCAAAUACAGCCUAUGUGUCCCUGAUCCCAAAUAUGAGAAAGCCACUGAAGAGCUUCACGCUGUGUCUGAAGGGCUUCACGGACCUCACACGGCCUUACAGCCUCUUCUCCUACAACACCCGGUCCCAGGACAACGAGCUGCUUCUCUUUGUGAACAAAAUGGGAGAGUAUGGUCUCUAUCUUGGCAAUGCUGAGGCCCUUUUCAAAGGUCCCCAGACAUCUUAUGGUCCGAUCCAUCUCUGCGUCAGCUGGGAGUCUGUCUCUGGGAUUGCUGAACUCUGGGUGAAUGGAAAACCAUUGGGGAGGAAGGGAGUGAGGAAGGGGUACACUUUGGGGGCAGAGGCGAAGAUUAUCCUGGGACAAGAGCAGGAUUCCUAUGGAGGAGGGUUUGAUGCAAAACAAUCCUUUGUUGGAGAGAUAUGGGAUGUUUCUUUGUGGGACCAUGUGCUUCCCCUAAAGUACAUGUGUGCCUCAUGUCACGGUGGCAACGUGAUUGAUUGGCAAGGCCUGAAUUAUGUAGACAAUGGUUAUGUGGUGAUUAAGAACAAAAUGUGGUUUUGA